This is a messenger RNA of Nematostella vectensis (starlet sea anemone), 1743 nucleotides long. RefSeq lists its product as uncharacterized. The record is from RefSeq and is a predicted model, not a curated record. The coding region runs from base 283 to 858 and encodes 191 amino acids. Lineage: Eukaryota; Metazoa; Cnidaria; Anthozoa; Actiniaria; Edwardsiidae. The transcript is spliced from 6 exons.
AGCGACCCCGCCUUGAUACGCGCAAUAAAUACCAAACGUGCCGCAAGUCAAGGCGGGCAUUCGCACAACUGCUGACAAGAUAUUGCGCCUGGCAGACUAUUUAGAGCGGUAAGUAACAGUUAAGACUCUUCGCCAACUUUUACAGAAUUGGAGAAUCGCGACGCACAUCGCGCUGUCCCGAAAAGAAACCAAAAAGACCAAAGCAAGGGAGAGAAACCGGGCAACCAGCGACAAGUAUCUAACGUACAUAUUCAAGGUUUUCACCUAGCAAACUUUGUUGCCAUGGGAACUACAAUGAGUUCAAUCAACCUGGCAAGCAAGCCACCCGCGCUGCCACCCGCCAAACAAAACAACAAGGUGCCUAAAGUGAAGAACACUCCGCCGGACUACAAGUUUGAGCACUUCAUGCAGCGCUGUCAGUACAUACAGGACGAGAAGAAGCAAAUCCAGGUGGAAAUACGCAUGGAAGUAUUGGAGUGGCGCAAACGAGCCCGUCAAGGGGAGGUGUCUGUUGAUGACUGUCGAGACAAGAUCCUGGGCUUGUUGAGCAGGUUUCGUGACGUCCAGCAACAGCAAGACAAAUUGAUCGAGAAAGAGAGAUUUCGCCUUGACGCAUUCAGGAACUCUAUCAACGAAGAUACGACAAGCAGAAUCAAAAGCCGACUGAACUUCUUUUGCAAGUUGAACCGUCAGCACGAGGCUUUGCUUGAGCUGGUUCGCCAAGAUGUCCAAGACUGUAAGAACAUCUGCCGACAAUACAACGACACGCAGUCGAACAGCAAGUGCAAAGGUUUUGAGACCUGGAUCAAGUGUCCCGCUAGACCUGCAUAUGAUUACGGCAGUAUUGGUAGCCUCUGAGCACCAAGAGAGGCCUGGGGAGAAGACAAGCCUCCGUGUAAGACGAGAAGAAACGGCGACAAGUUGAAGGUCCCGUGUAAGGCUAGAUGAAAGACUAUUGAGAAGUCUAGAACAGAAAAUAUCGAUCCUAGGCGCGUACACAGGGGGGGGGGUGCCCAGGGUGGGCGCGCGCAUCCCCCUUGGCGGCCAAAAAGUUGUAAUUUCUUAUUACGGAAUCUUCAAAUAGUAUGCUUUUUCCAUAUGAUUCCUAUGACUGCGCACCCCCCAUCAGCCAAUCCUGGGUACGCCCCUGGAUCCAAGGAGAUUUGGUGAAAUGUCCAAGGAGCACUAGUCGGCCCUGUGGUGUGUGUGGUCGAGAAGCACUGUUGACAAGUGUGGAAUAGACGAGAAGGCCUGCCAAUGAUGAUAUACCUCCAUCUGAAGGCAGAACUGCUGACCAAAAAAUGCAACCUUAGACGAAUGCUGAUAUCAUCUUUAGAGAAUAAGGUCAAGAAAAUACCUUUCCAGAGAAAAAUAAUAAACCGUAUAACCAGCUAAGUGCAGAAUUGAUGACUCCCGUUGUUAUGAUGCCCAAAAUUAUGUGCACGGUAACCGCUGAUGACACCCAAAGUGCGAAGUUUAAAUUAAUUAUUAAGUAUUAAUGGAAGGGCAGUAUAGGUAUCAUCUAAGGGGUGUUACCAUGAUAAUAACAGCAGUUCUCCCAUCAAAGAACUGAGAGACUCUGAAUAAUGACGAAUAAGUAAAGGACUGCUGUUUGUAUGAAAAAAUUGCUGUUAUGUCUAGAGCUAUCUAUCUAACAUAUUCUAUUUACCACUGUGUAGACAAAUCAUGUUUGUCACUAGAGCAAUAAUAUUUUUAUAUUACAGUAAAGGUAGCCUACUCUCA